CUUCUGUGCAGCUCUUGGUGAAUUCCUUCCAGCCAUCACAGUUAUGGUGUCUUUCGUCUUGACUUAAAUAUUCAAGAUCUUGCCGCAGUGCUUAGUUUCGUGAUCAUGACUAUACUUGGAUUCUAUCUAGAACGAACCACGACACCAUCUGUUUUUGUAAUCUAUGUUGUUCUAGUGAGUAUUCGUCAGUGUCAUAUCCAUGUGCAUUCUCCCGAUUUAGAACAGGCGAUGCUCAUCUUUGUACCUUUGUGUUGGAGAAAGAGCUGACAAACACAAAUAUUGUUUUCAUUGCAGUAAUGCAAACGCAAUUAGAAGAGGCACUGCACAUGGGUCCACCAUCUGUGCGAGUCCACUUAAAGAAAUAGAUCAAUCUUGCACAUGGUAAACGCGGAGAAAUAUGAGAGGAUAACGAGUGACGAG
Molecule: messenger RNA, 420 nt
Organism: Amoebophrya sp. A25
Lineage: Eukaryota; Dinophyceae; Syndiniales; Amoebophryaceae
Source: the annotation of a GenBank genome assembly